Molecule: messenger RNA, 1313 nt
Organism: Anolis sagrei ordinatus
Lineage: Eukaryota; Metazoa; Chordata; Lepidosauria; Squamata; Anolidae
Gene: CD300LF
Product: CD300 molecule like family member f
Cellular component (GO): plasma membrane
Molecular function (GO): transmembrane signaling receptor activity
Source: RefSeq, a predicted model, not a curated record
CCAACAGUCACACCUCUGUUCCACCCAUUAGGAAGGAAGUUGAACUGUCACAGUGUCUGCAACUGGGCAAGGAAAGGAGAAGUGGUUUGGGAGUUUGCUUAUCAAGAAGUUUGUGGCAUGCAUAUAUUAGAGAAAACAUUCGCGGGAAGGGAAGUACGUAGAUUUCACUGAUAGUGUUAUAAAGAAGCAACGGAAACGCAAGUUCUUGUUUUCUAUUUGCUAGUCAAGGUAGUGAACAAAGAAGAGAGAAUGCAAGCCCAUGAGGAUGGGCAACCAGCUGCAAUGGCACUUAACAGUAGGAGCCCUCUUCCUUUUAACAGGUUUUACAUCUGCUCUGGUAGGCCCUAAAAAAGUUAUUGGGUUUAUUGGCAGGUCACUGUCUCUGGUGUGUAAAUAUGAAAAAGGAUAUAACAACUACAUAAAAUAUUGGUGCAAAGGAGCUGAGUGGGGUUCAUGUAAGACUGUUGUUGAAACUGAUGGAUCAGAAGCAGUGGUGAAGAAGGGCAGAACCAUCAUCAAGGACAACCAUAUAAAUUUUGAAUUCACAGUCACCCUAGAGGACCUCACAGAGAAAGAUGCUGGGAAAUACUGGUGCGUUAUAGAAAGAACUGGACCUGACAUUGGAUUCCGUGUAACUAUUGAAGUUCUUCCAGCACCUACUACCGUACCUAUAAUUACGACCAUACCUGUAAUUACGACAGAAUCAAAUUUCCCUACCAUAACAACAGAAGAGCCUAUGGGCCCUGAUUUCCCUGAGAACUUGACAAUCCUGCUACCUGUUGUGUUUUUAGUAUUGGUGGUCAUCUUAAUAGGAGCACUACUGCUAAUGUGGCAGAUAAAGAAGAAAAAAGCUGCCAAAGAAUGCAAGGAUGUUCCACUGCCUAUGUCUCCGAGACAGGAAGAAGGGAACCCUUCAAGUGCAGCUGUGAAGCCAAAACUUAAUCACAAAGCAGCACCUUCUGAAGUCAACCAAGCCAUGAACUACCACCCAGGAGAAGUGGAAUACACAUCUGUCACAAGAAGAACACCAACUGCUGAUACUGCUUCUCUGCCACAGGCUCAUACCAACACAGAAAACAUUGCUUAUGCCAGCUUAAGUUUUUUUAACCCAAAUGAGCAAGCCAUUUAUGCCAAUGUAAAUUAAAUGUUCCACACAAUCCUGACUACAAGACAGUGCUGUGAAAUGAAGAAGAAUGAGAUGGAAACUCAUCUAUGGGACACUUCUCUUCUUCUUUGUGGAAUGGGACGUAUAUUGUUCCAGACACUUGUCAACCAGGAAAUGUAUAUUUGUAAGAGGAAAUACCAUUGCCAUG